Messenger RNA from Ctenopharyngodon idella (grass carp), 2831 nucleotides. RefSeq names its product forkhead box I2 (gene foxi2). The transcript has 2 exons. The record is from RefSeq and is a predicted model, not a curated record. Gene Ontology annotation, molecular function: DNA-binding transcription factor activity, RNA polymerase II-specific; RNA polymerase II cis-regulatory region sequence-specific DNA binding. Bases 274 to 1428 code for a protein of 384 amino acids. Gene Ontology annotation, biological process: anatomical structure morphogenesis; cell differentiation; regulation of transcription by RNA polymerase II. NCBI's taxonomy places the organism in Eukaryota, Metazoa, Chordata, Actinopteri, Cypriniformes, Xenocyprididae.
UCUUUCUGUUUAUGAAUGACUUAAAUCAUCUCCCUGAAAUCCCAAUCCAUAUGCCACGCCUACUUCGAGGAGAUUGUCAUCUAUUGGCUGAAGGAGACAAGAAUACAAGAUUAGACACCGUAUUUGCCGCACUUGGGUGUAUAUAUGACCAAAUUCCCCUCACAAAAAGUAGACACUUGUUGUUUUUAACCUGACCAGUCAGAGAUAGCAUUGUGCGUUACAGUGAGAGCGUGAGCUCCAGAGAGACACAUUUGCCUUAUAGGCACUGGAGAUAUGAACACCAUCGACGCGCAGAUCCAUAACAAUAGUAACGCUGCUGUCAACCCUCUCCAGCAACUGCCAAAAAGCGCUCACGAGACACCGGAUAUGGCCGUGUACUGUGACAACUUCAGUGUUUACCACCAACAGAGUCUACCUGCGGCGCAGAGACCAGCGGGCUACGGCCUGGGGGACUACGCGACCCCAAACCCAUACCUAUGGCUCAAUGGACCUAGUGUCAACUCCUCUUCGUCGUACAUACAUGGCAACAACAGCCCCUCGUUCAUCCCCCCGGCUUACGGCUCUCAGAGGCAAUAUCUCACUAACUCCUCCGGGUUCGCCGGUCCGGACUUAGGCUGGCUCUCCAUCGCGAGCCAAGAGGAACUUUUAAAGCUCGUGCGCCCGCCUUACUCGUACUCGGCUCUGAUAGCCAUGGCGAUACAGAACGCGCACGAGAAGAAGUUAACUUUGAGUCAGAUUUAUCAAUAUGUGGCGGAUAAUUUCCCGUUUUAUAAGAAGAGUAAAGCGGGAUGGCAGAACUCCAUCAGACACAACCUUUCCCUGAAUGACUGCUUCAAAAAAGUGCCGCGUGACGAAGAUGACCCAGGGAAAGGAAACUACUGGACUCUAGACCCCAACUGUGAAAAGAUGUUUGACAACGGAAACUUUCGUAGGAAAAGGAAGCGCAGAUCUGAUUCCAGCACAGGUGUUGCCAGCAACACAAAACCGGAGGAUGAUCGACAGCUCGCAGGGAUCAAACCCACCGACAGCCCUCACCUCACCGGACCCGCAUCUCCUGACACUGAUGCGGCCAAUGACAGCCACAAAGGCGCGUCUCCUGCAGGCCUCGCGAGCGCUCCGUGCUUCAACAAUUUCUUCAACAGUAUGUCUGCCUUAAGCUCGUCCUCGGCUCCAACUAGCAGACAGAGCUCUCUGGGGCUGGUAAACGAACUUUCCAGCCGAAAUAUCAGCGCUUUGAGCCAGUACCAUGCCACCUCAGCACCUGAUGCAGGUGGAGCGAGCGAGCUCCAGGACAGUGUGCACGUGAACCGUGGAAUGUACUAUAACUCUUUUACUGCUGGCGGCCAGAGCGCGCAGUUCAACGGACACUUCUACAACAGCUUCAGUGUGAACAGUCUUAUUUACCCCCGAGAUGGAACGGAGUUAUAAAUCUGUCACGCUCGUGAAUAGCCUAUCCAUGUUUUCUAAUAAGAAAGAAAGAUUUAUUUUUUCAACACUGUGUAUGUGCUGCUGAAAUGCAACAUGCCUUAGAAGCAAAUAACAUUCAUUUAAAUGCGACAUUUACACAUUGACAUCCACCAAAUGAGUGAAAUCCGAUGUAUUAGUGUCAAAACACGUUUUAUUCUGUGAAAAAUCUAUUGACUUCUACAUUGGAUUCCUUUAUGUCUUAACAGAGAUUUCCAUAUUAUGUGCCAGCUUUUUGAUCAUGCACUAAUUUAAAUGGAUUUAUCUUUUUAGUUUGAAUUUAUAAUAGUGUUUGUAGUAGUAGUUUGAUGGAGGGAUUGCCUUGGUAUCCAUGAUUGCCAAGAUUCAGUAUUGUCCAAUAUCGAAAAAAAGUUCUGUCUCUUUUUUUUUUCUUUCUAUUGUGUAUUUUUGUAAAUGCAAUUGUUUUGUUAUAUACUCUUGUUUUUAACUAUUUAUAUUAAGUUAUGUAACUUGCAGUUUGUCCUUUAAGGAAAGAAAUAUGUGGUCUGGUAAGCUUAAAUGGUUAAAAUGAAACUUUUACCUGCAAGGUAUAAGGUAAUAAGUGAAUUAUCGAAUGUCAUCAUGCCACUAACUCACUUGAUUUUAGGAUGUUUCAUAGCCGAUGAUCUUUACACAGAUAAAAGUCACUACAUUUAUUUUUCCAAAAAUUAUGCAAAAUAUUAAUUUUUAAAGAAAAUAAAGAAUUACAAAUCCAAAUCUCAAUAUUUAGAUUUUUUUCCCCCCUUGAACAUUUGCACUUUUAAUAUGAGUUUACAAACCUAUGCUGGAUAAAGAUAGUAUGCAUUUAAUUCAAGCAUUAAAAUUACUAAGAAAUAUUUGUUGAAAAAGGCAACGAAUGUGCAAAUGUGAAACAUUUUGCAUUCUCCAAAUAUUAAACUUAGUUAAACUCCUCAGCGCUUAUAUAUAUAUUUAAUUAAAAAUGACUGCAUCACUAUCAAAACUCUGCAAAAUGGUUGACUACUCUGAAUUAUUUUAAAUAUUGGGAAUAGUGACCAUUUUAUGUCUUUUUCUUUUAGGUGAAAUGAUAAAAAUGUUUUCUUAUACCUGUGCUUAUCACAAGAACCACAGCUGAAAAGUUUAAUACAAAAUAACCUGUUGUUGCACAAUGCAGUUUUAAAUCUCUGAGACUGUCUGGUUAUGCAAUCAUCAUGCUGACUGUCCUGUGCAGACCUCAGGAGUAUUUCUACAUGCUGUUUCUGGCUCUCCAGCCUUAGUCUUCUCUGAAGAAAGCAGAAAGAUGCACAGAUAGCAAAGCUGAAGUUUCUGUCGUAUUUCCAAGUUCCACAGACCACAAUACCACUAUUGUUCUGUGUGUACCAGAACAGCUCUUACUCUAUGUCUCUGUG